Molecule: messenger RNA, 1836 nt
Organism: Colias croceus (clouded yellow)
Lineage: Eukaryota; Metazoa; Arthropoda; Insecta; Lepidoptera; Pieridae
Exons: 15
Coding region: 1-1836 (611 amino acids)
Source: RefSeq, a predicted model, not a curated record
AUGGCUCGUAAAGGACAGGUUUCGAUUCAAGAUACGGUGGAGACAAAUGAAGAUUUCGAAGCUUAUUUACAAUCUCAUUUCCAUCAAUUGAUAUGUAUGGAAGUAUAUUCUGAGUUUUGUGGCUAUUGCCUCGCCACAGGCAAUGCUAUCAGAAAAGGGAAGUUAGAAAUAGGACAGGACAGGAUUGCUAUGGUCAAGGCACUUGCAGAUAAUAUUGAUGCUCUAGCAAGGUUCAAGAAUCGAAGUGAACCAGUAUUCCUUUUUAUCAUGAAAGGGAAACUAACGCGUGCCAUGUUUGGCGCGAACGGCAUAGAGCUAUGUCGCAUCAUGGAAGAAGAGUUAGGGUUCAUGCAGAGAGAGAAAGAUACCGGAGUGGAGAGGCAUAAGCAGGAGAUUCAUGAGAUGCUGCCUGAGGAAGCUGCUAAAAUCAAAGAAGAUUUGAAAUUAGAAGAAGAAGCGCGCGAAAACACGGAACGGUUGCGUGUGCUGACGUUAGCUGCGCGCAAGAAGCGUGUCUGCGAGCGACUGGCAGCUCACGUCAGACGCAUCAACUUCAUCAUGUUCUGGCCGCACUGCCACAAGGCGCACUAUGAUCUGUAUGAGAAGUGGGAUAUGAUUAACAUACAAGUAGCAGCAAAGGAAACGUUCAUAAUAACAGAAGAGGGUGCUAAAGAGGCCCUCUACAUGAGCGACGUGGAGCCCAACGAGGCUUGCCUGCAUGCUCUCAUGAAUGGAGAAACCUUGGUUGUUGUGUUCAAGAUGUUUGACACGGAUAAUAGGGACUUUGUUAAACUAUUACGGCACGCGCUCUAUGAAGAGAUCCCAAUACCAAAAGAAGACGUGCCCCCUGAGAAGCAAGUGCCCCCGAUACCGGCGUACGAAAGAUAUGCGAGUAUCAGCAAGACGGCCAGGGAAGUUCGCAGGGAGCGGUAUGAGGCCAAAAUGCAGAAAUUGCGUGAAGAAAAAGAAGAGAGGGAGCGUCUAGCGGCAGAACAAGCACGACUGGCGCGGGAGGCGGAGGAGGAGCGGCAAAGAAUUGAGAAGCAAAGACAGGAAGAAGAACGGAUGGCUAGGAUACAAGCUGGGUUACCAGCGGAUCCGGAGCCUCAGGAAACUGGAGAGGAAGUGGAAGUGGAAGAAACUGAAAAAGCAGAGACUGAGCAAGGAGACAACCCCGAAGAAGAAGAGAAAGUAGAAGAGGAAGAGGAGUUCCACUCUGACGUAUCUGUAGAUGGAGAGGAGUACAUCCCUCCGGGAGGUCUGUUCGUGCCUGGGCUCUACUCGCCGCCCAACGAUCUGGCUAAAGCUAACGGUCUAGCUUACUUCUAUCCAAAGAUUGUAUCAGAAUUAGCCACAAUCGAGUCGGAGUUCCUCCCUCCGCACGUGCUAGUGAUGUUCUCUAUCGAUAAACGGCAAGACGUUAAGGAGAUAAUGGAUCAGUAUCCAGAGGACAUCCUUAAUUAUGGUAUCUUCAUUGGCGACGACCCCUACUCCGCAGAGCACUUAGCAUACACGAUCAAGCAGUAUAACAAGAUGGAGAGAGUGAGGAAACACAAAGACCGUCUGGCUAUAAUGGUGUCCCGCAAGCGAAGUCUGGCACUACUGCAGCUAGCUGGUCUGAAUCCGUGCUACAUCUCCUCUGACGUGGCGUCUGGCGAGAAGGAGUGCCUCACCAUGUUCCCGGUUGGCUACGGGGAUGAUUACUUCGAGGAGGAAAGCGUUCAGGAGGAGGAGGUUACGGAAGUGGUCGCAGUAACGGAACCUGUGGAAUCUGCUGAACCUGAUGUCACAGAAGAAGCAAAAGGCGAUGAAGACGAGGAUGAAGAUGAAGAUUAA